Messenger RNA from Marasmius oreades (fairy-ring Marasmius), 843 nucleotides. RefSeq lists its product as uncharacterized. The transcript has 2 exons. Lineage: Eukaryota; Fungi; Basidiomycota; Agaricomycetes; Agaricales; Marasmiaceae. Bases 53 to 724 code for a protein of 223 amino acids. The record is from RefSeq and is a predicted model, not a curated record.
CCGGUUCUUAGCUCUAGCUCCGUAAAUAAUUUUCUCGUGGCACCCGGGCCGCAUGAAAGGAAUGCGAAUUUAUAACGCAUUCUGCGGGAAAAUAAACCUUCAGUCCCGAGAAUUAAUCCCCCCCUUCAUUCAGAACUACUCACCCGUAACCUCAUCGCAGCACAACACGAUGGCAGCUGGGUUUACGAAGAUAUUCGGUGUCUUGAGCGAUUCUAAACGUCGUUUAAAGAGACGAGGAUCAGACGCAUCUGUCGCAUCCGAGCAAUCCUCUGAAUCCAUGGCUUCCUCAUCUUCCUCACUAUCGACUUCGUCCUGCUCCGCUGAAUCCUCGAAAGCACCCUCUUUAUUACCGACUCCUUUACCCUCACCGUCGAUAGGCGUUUUCGGGCUUCAUGAAUCUUUGGACGUGCCGGAUAUCGAUGGAAUGUAUCAUCAUUAUCCCCAUCACACCUGCACCUCAUCUUCAUCACACUACAGUCAAGAUGGAGAUAUCGAUAUCGAUGCCGACCUUCUUCGAGAAUGGAGCUGUAGUCCGCCCUCGGCACAAUUUCAAUUGAAGCGCAUGGGUCGAGGUUCACGAGGACGUGCACGACCACGUCCCACAUUGGCGACACCUUCACCUGAGAAAGAACGGACGGUAAGCAUGGAACGUUCAACGGUUCAUCAACCAGAACUUAUGGUCAAUUUUAGGUUCACGCUUUCACCGAUUUCCAGGUACAUGUAGAUGCCGAGCAUUAUCCAGAUGGCCAUGGGAGGGAUUGGAUAUGACUUUCUCUAUGUCAUUUCCUUUCUCCUUUUUUCUUCCAUUUCUUAUAGGUUAUAAUUUAUCGGGGAAAACGACGG